GCAAAAUCACAUCAAUAAUCGGAUUUAUACAUUCCGGUUUCUGACUUUACUGGACAACGAGGGUGGCAAUGACUGAACACAACCCAACCAAGAGAAUCACGACACCUGCUUACAUGAUUAUUUUUUUACUACUUUACUCCCUUUUAUUUAUUAUUUGUGCUGGCCGGACUUAAACGUGGGCUUCAAGUUGAGACCGGCACAGAGAUUCGUGAUUAAUAACACAUGACAUAAAUAUUCUCAUGGAUAUUUAUCAUGCUGCACCUUCUAAUGUGAUUGGUUGAUAUCACCCACGUGACUCCGUAAGAGCGAAACUCCACUUAUUUGGCUAACAGUACUACAGUCGGACGCCCUCCCUCUCCAGCUUUGUCCCAUCCGGCUCUCUCGCUCCUCCCCCACCAUCGAGGGCAGGCGUAGGCCGCACAGCAGACAUUUGGACUGGAGUCAUUCUCCUCCAUCGUAGACAUUUUGAAGUCAUCUUCCAACAUGACAAGGGUACAUCAGGUUGUAGUUCUUGCAUUCAUCGUGUUCGGGAUUUUCACCACUGCGACGGUGAGCGACAGUCUCACCUAUAAGAAGGGAGCCCAACCCGUCUACCAGCAGCAAAUCAUCAUCAACUCACUGGAUGAGCUCUCGUACCCCAGGGCCACCUUCGACUUCACCAAGGUCGGAGAAAUUGUUGCCGAUGAACUGCAGAACACGACUCGCUGGCUGGCUCAGAUGGAAACAAACAUCGCUGGCAAAGUGCACGCCUUGUCGGCAGAGUUGUAUGCUGUCAAAAUGCAGCUGGACCAGAUUACGGAAUCAGUCAAAGAGCUUGUUGAACUCCUGAAAAACACAACGGUUACCCCUCCUACAUCACCGGUUACCCCUCCCACACCCUUCAAGGACUGCUCUGAAGCCUUUGCAAGUGGUGUGACUACCAGCGGUGUGUAUACGGUUAAACCUUUGGAUAAUGAAGGUCCAUUCAGAGUGUACUGCGAUAUGGAGACAGACGGUGGUGGAUGGACGGUGUUCCAGCGGCGUCAAGAUGGCUCCGUUGAUUUCUACCGUGACUGGGAGAGUUACCGCCAGGGUUUCGGUAGUCUAGACGGUGAGUUCUGGCUCGGCAAUGACAACCUGCAUCGACUCACUGCUCAGGGCGCGUACCGACUGCGCGUCGAUCUCGAGGAUUUCGAAGGCAACACUGCCUAUGCCAAGUAUGACACGUUUCGUGUUGCUGAUGGGAGUGAUGACUACCGGUUGACGGUAGGAGGUUACUCAGGAACGGCUAGUGAUUCAUUUUCUGUUCACUCGAACUAUCCCUUUACCACCAAAGACCGCAAUAACGAAUCCAAUUCUCACAACUGUGCCGUACGGUACACCGGAGCCUGGUGGUACUGCUCGUGUCACGACACAAAUCUGAACGGCCUGUACCUUCGUGGGCAGACAGAUCAGUACGCCAAAGGUGUCGUCUGGCAACAUUGGAAAGGGGAUUACUACUCACUGAAACGUACCGAGAUGAAAAUUAAAUUAGCAACUCGUUAGCUCGAUGAAGUUAGUUCUUACUGAUGUCAGAGGUAGAAGACAGUAAGUGAUAUAGGCCUAGUUUGUCGAUAACACCUUGUAAAAUAUCUCUUUUGUGAGUUUGUGUGGUUCUGAAAAGGGCCGGAGGCUAAUACUUUCCGGACAGAAUCCACAGUCUGGGGACUCACGACUUUUUCUUCUUUCUGUCACCUCUUCUUCGACUUUUUCUGUUUUGAUGAAUACAUUUUGAAGGGAGGAAUGAUAACUUACAAUAUGUCUCGCUCGUAUAUUCGUGUUCAUCUGCAUUAAAGGCUGCCCCGUCCACGCGCCCCCGGUUUUGUAAAAGUAUGAUCCUCCACUGUCAGUGAAGAGGUUUAUUUUCCUAAUCGUCUUCAUCCCCUGGUCGAAAGUUCAACGUUGUGGUGCUUCCACAGAAAAUAUUUUCGCGUUAAAAAAAACAUUUCCUGUUUAUGGGCCUGCCCAUUUCUGGACUGUAAUGUGGUCAACAGUUAAGUACACACGUUUCUUGGCAUGCUCUGUGGCACAUAACUGGUGGGACAAGUGCGUUUAUCUUGGAACCUUGCAAAUUAGAAAAGACGUUUGUUCUGCUGCAAAAAGGGCAAAACAUCUCAUUUAUUCCGAAAUAAUCAAAUCAAAUCUCUUGUCAAUUUUGGUCAGUUUUAACUCAUUUUUGCCGCGUUGAAGGAGAUGAGAUCGGUUUCUGGUUGGAAGGUUUCGUUAUUUCAGGUUGGUUACCCGUAUGAAUGAUCCGAUAAACUGUUAUUCUGAAUUUCAUGAAUUCGUAAGUUUCAUUUAGAAAUAUUUGCACCCAGGGGGGGGGAACUAAGGUGCGUUUGUUGUAUUAUAUUGGCAAUAAUCUUACAGCGCCACAUUCUAGCUUUAAUCCUGACUUUUUCUCAUUAAAACAUACUGGAUAAAAAUGAAAUCAAGAAACUUGGGCGCCAUUUUUGAAUUCGGUGGACCCACAGCAGUCAAUCACUGACAGCGGUAUGAUCGUGUGUUAUGGCCCCCACAAUCCCUUCUAAUGGCAAUUAAAUUGAUCAGUGGGUGUCCCCCGGUCCCUGCAAAUAAAAAUAAACGCAGAAAAAAGGUUAGAGUAGGGUCAGGAUACCCUUUUUCUUGUCAAGAAGGGGGGCCUCAACGGCCAAGCCACAGUCAACGAGAAGGUUGGAUAAAUGUUUUUAAUUCCCUGAAACUUGGCACAAUGUAGUACAUAUAUUGUUACGUAGACAACACAGUCAAAAUGAGUCAUUUCGUUUAAUGAGUGGUACAUGCGGUGCCUAUGCGUAGAGAGCCAGGUGUUCUUUCCCUUUGAAAAGAACAGUUUCCAGGGCAAAGAAAAAUCAGUAAAUUUGCCGUGAAGUACCAGUGUAGCACAGUGGAUUCACAAAACAAACAAAAACAGUCACCGAGUGGUGAAGUCAUUGCGGUUUCUCUUUUUUUUUCUGUGUUUGUUGAAUUUCGCCGACCCGCUAUUUUUAGCUGCGUUUAGUAUUACCCAUUUAUUCAGAAUCCUAUAACUGCACGCAGACAACGGCACCCGUCAAAGGGUUUGGAAUUUGCAACGAUGGUAAACAAAAGAACAGAGCAAAACAGCAGCAUUCUGCGUGGAAAUACUGAAAAAUUUACCUUGGUUGUUAUUUACUUGUUUUCCGUAAGAGUUAUUCGGCAGUUCUGUUAUUGGGAUUUAACAAAUGGUGUCACCUAUAAGAAGUAGAUGUAUAACCUCAUUAUAUAAGAUUAAAAGAUUGUUAAAUUUAUGCAAGUGAUUUAUUUGAGGGAGAUGGAGCAGCAACACGUGCAAAGUACAUCACAUCAUGCAGAGUUUGUGUGAGAGAUGAUUGCAAACCGAAUGGAGUGUUCAGUCGAGUCCUUGCACAGAGCUGUAAUGGAUUUCAUAUUGCUUUCACAUUUACUAUUAAUUACUCUUGUAAACUAUUGCCAUCUUGUGAAGCAUUAAGUUAUGCCGGUUAAGUCUUGUAUGAUUUUACCCAGGCUAAAAUAGCCAGGCGAUUCUUCGACCCAUCUCACAGCCAGGGGACGGAAUCCACCCCCCCUCAUACGAGAUACUAUCUCGCCGCGGCGAGUUACAAUCUCGCUGCGGUGAGUUAGCUAAAACUAGCUCAACUUGCUGUAUAUUAAGACUCAGUCUGGAUACCAGACCCAAUGAUUCCGAGUACCCUUCUAACCAAGGAUCAUGUAUCAUCCAAUGUCCACGUAACCAAUAUUCCUCCAGGUUUCCCGGAAUAGUUGCUCUAUUCUGAACCUAUCCUGUCCAUAUUAAAUUCAGUUUAAUGUCAACACUUUUGUAAUGUUCCUUUAAACUGUAAAAAUUAUUACAAAGAUUAAAAUGAAUGAAAUUGGUAGCCAAAUACGUAAAGGGAGAAGAUGAAGACCUUUCGGGGGACAUCAGUAAUGUUUGGGCAUCUGUGAUUCCUCUCUUCCUUAUAAAUGACGGUAAAUGCAAAACAGAAAACUUCAAGUUGCAUUCUGUCUAGGGUAACCUACAAUAUGAUAUUCAAUUUGGGAAGUACAUUCCCCAAAUCCCGUUCUAAAAAGGAGAAAUGUCACAGCGGAACGAUAGGCCUACGGCGCUUCAUUCAGGGUAUGUAAACUUUCGACCUCAAUUGUGUAAGCGGGAGUUCAACUACAUUACCUCUGUGCUGCCGUCUGCUUUAUUUGCUUUUAGCCAUGCUAUACAUAAAACGCUGUAAAUUCCAGGUACACGCAAUUUGUCAUGUACCAUGCGCCAUGUAUAAGGAGCCUGUACCAUUCGGUUUAUAUGGAUUUCAAUAGUCAUACAUUAAAUUAAAUUCGUGACAUAUUAAAUUCCUUUAAAAAUGGCAACAUGCCUUCUGGGGGAUAUCAAAUUACCUCUCCCCUCCCACUGGAUGCAGCAUAGUAGCCAAAUCUUUAAAAUUAACACAGGCGGUUCUGUAAAGGGGUACACAGAAAUGCAGGUCCUUCUACAGAAAGUGGUACAGCCCCAUUCUUUGCAUUUGUGUGUAUGUUGGUACGCUAGACUGAGUUUUCUAAUUAUAGUAUGCUAUAAAAGCAAACCCAGCCACAGGUCACCGUCAAGGGAUCGAAGGGCUGAAUCACCGGAAUCAGGCGAGACUGUCAGGCUUGUAUCCCUCUUUGCUCUGUACCACUUCAGAUCAAGGGAAACAGCGCAUAUUGUGGUCUUUCCGUCAGAUGUUGAAGCAGAGCAUUCUAGGAAAAAGAGUACGAGUGAGUAAACCUUGAUAUUCUCUUACAGUGAAUGCGGCCAAAGUCCUUAAUCUGAAAGGUAUAAACUAGAACGCAGACAAUGGGAAAUCACCAAUCCAACACUUGCCUUCCGCUUGAUGAAACCUCCGUGUAUGCUAAGUUCGAAGACGACUGGUUUGCUCUGGGCGUUUCAUGGCGGGCCUAUAAGGGCACCUUUCAUUGUAGCAGAGAGGUGGAGGGAAAUCGGUGCGUGGUGAAGGUGUACAAAGAACAAUGGUACGAAAGGCUGGGAGAGGAAGCCUACAGAGCUGAUUUACGGGCCUCAUACAGAGCCGUCGAGAUGGCGAACAUUUUCAACCGAACGCACCCAACCAACAAGCCGAUCACAUUCGUCAUGCCAAGAAUCUCCAAAAUCAGCAAAUGCACCAGUUUCAACUUCCUUGGAUUUAUUUCCAUUCCUAAGAACGUGUAGGGGAAGUUGGCAGGAACCCAGGCUCCUGCCUCGGAUAUGAUUCCCAAGGGUGCUACUGUGGCGAUCGAGGAUUACCUGGAGGGCGAAUACGUCAAGUUCCUGAGCAACUCGUCCUACGUGAACCCCGAUGUAGCCGCUUUCUCCCCGUCUGCGUUCAGUCACUUCACCUUUCAUGAAUCUCGCGGGCAGAUCCUGGUGUGUGAUCUGCAAGGCGUGCGUCGCUCAAACGGCUAUCUGUUAACUGACCCAGCUGUCCACAGUCUGAGGCAGGGUGGUGGCAUUGGUUUUUAUGGCCCCACAGACCUAGGGAUCUUCAGCAUGGUCAAGUUCUUUCAAAAUCACCAGUGCAACUCCAUAUGCGAAUGGUUUGUGACGCCAGAUGUGUCGAACAUUCCACCAGAUGUGGCAGCAGACGUCACCCGCAUUCUGCAGUCCAUACGGAUCAAAGGUAGCUCCACGUUCACAUACGAGCUGGAUAAGUCCGGGCUGGGUCGUUCGCGUGUACAACUCGUUGGGAAAGAGUUGGCUUCAUCAAUGACAGUCGGCCGUAAUCGCAGACCUGGAGGUCUUUCGUUUUCGGCAUCGGAGACUCAAGGCGCUGGAGCUUUACUACGGAGAGAAACAAUUUUGGACAUAACGAAAAUGAUUAUAGCUGGAAUCUUCAUUAUUGCUGUUGUGAAAUGGUUAUUCCAAAAAUAAAAUGUUAACAAAAAGGAAUCAACAAAAGGAAAACAAACCGAGGAUGAAAAAUAGAGGGGGGGGGGGCUCAUAGGAUGCUGUAGGCACUGCUAACCUAUAAUGUCGGCUAAGAUUAACACUGCCAAUUAUACACUCUUUAUUGUCCGGUUUGUCCUUUCUCACUCCUCAGCAGUUUCAAAUCGACAUCUAACAAAAUGGGUGAUUUUUUCGAAUCGAAAAAAAGGCUGCCAAAAUAAUCUCUAAUUGCACGUAAAACUUUAGAAAUUCCUUUGACUGUGUACUGUCUUGCUGAACAAGCCAUUUUGCAAAUUAAUCACGUAAACGUUCUUGUCAAGAAAUUUCAAGAAGGGAAACACAAGUGACAAAAUUUGGUAUAAUCUUCCUUUGUGGCCAUGCUGCACGUAGACAUCGAUUUAGUUAAAAUUUAGUUCAAUGCAGAAAUUGUAUGUGCCGCAAUGUGUUAGUGUUUGAAAGGAGUGUAAGCGGAAUUUCACUUUCAUAACUAAACAUAACUCCCUUCUUUUCUUGGUACUUUCCUGUUUAGAAAUUUGUAUUUAAUGGAGGGUGUAACUUUGUGUAUUAAAUCAAAAGACUGUAUGCUACAAUUGCGAUGUGCUUCGCCCUUAGAAAUGUAUUAAACAGUGCAAAAAUGUAUUUUUCAAGGGUAUAAAGAGACGUUACGUGGCAGAUCACACAAAAGCUAAGGACUCAGGUAGAGACGAAGAAAGAACAUGUUAUGACCAAAAAUAAACUCGCGUCAAGUCAAGCCGACUGAAUGUCGGCUUUGUGGUGUAUAAAGGACGGGGAAUUCUCCGUUCAAUCCCCCACGUGAAUACAAUCAUGUGAAAUGAAGCAAUGAACGAGGGGCAAGGGCUCAACGAGACUAACGUACCGCACAUUUGAGGACGAGAAGUCACUGUUCAAUGACUAAAGUACUUUGGUAUAUUAUGGAACUGAGUCCUAAGAGUUUUAGUGUGAUUGUGUAUUCAAGGUUUACAUACACUUUGGACCGUGUUUAUUUACAAUUGUUAAACCGUACCAAUUUGCUGCGACCAUUUUAAUGACCAACCAUUACCUCAACUCAUGGCAAGCCCAGAAAAAAGUUUAAGGCAGAUAAGUAGCUAUUGUCCACAACCGAUACCGCGAAGAUUAAUUGGGCUCUUGUCUCAGUUUCAAGCAUUACAUUUCUUGCCAGCUUUGGUCAUGUGAGACACUCACAUUUUAGAACAUAUUUCAUGAUUUGAGGAUUGCUGCAUUCCACAGGGCAUUGAUUUGUUUCCCUCAAUUUGUUUCUCAGCUUAGGUAUGAAUCACAUUAUUUCUUUGCAUUGCCGAUUUAUUGGAAGUAAUUACAGAACUCCCAUACUGAUUCCUAAUUGUUUAUUGAGUCCUGCUUAAUGAUUCUGUUGUGCACGUUUCAACACUAUUUGGUGUGUUUUGAGAUGUGGUGGAGAUGAUCGGAAUUAAUUCAAGUUCUUUGGUGCCUUGAAUUGUACACGAACGUGCGAUCAUUCUGCCUUCCUGAAGAUAUCCCCAGCCUAGUUUUGAAAUAAUUGAGAAGGCAUGUUUCUUGGUAAGUAACAAAUCUGGUAGCUUUUACAUUGUCUUGUAUGCAUCGAAACAGUCCCCAGAUACUUACACAAAUACUUCCUCAUAUCACAAAGAUUGUAAAUGCAUCUUUAUCAGAGGCUUACGUUCCGGCUUCUCUAAAGACCACAUAUUUGCCCAUUUUAAGAAGUCUAGUUUUGACUCUAAACAAUUACGCAGCUAUCGCCCUAUAUCGAAUGUGCCUUUUUGUCGAAGAUUAUUGAAAAAAUUAUGGUUGAUCAACUGGAUGAACUUGUUGAUGAUUGUGAUUCAAUUGAAGUGUAUAUUAGUGUGCGUACAAACCAUUACAUUCCUCAGAAACUGCCUUCAUGAGAUUUCAAUUGGAUUUACUAAGUGAAUUAGACAAUGGGUUCAUUGUCAUAUCCCUGAUGAAGAAGAAGAAGUCUGAAGUAUAAUUGAAUAUAGAUAUAUGUAAAUAAGAAAAAUACCAGUUUUAAUAGUCUGUGCAAUGCAGUCACUUUAAUAAAAACCUACAAAACGCA
Acanthaster planci (crown-of-thorns starfish) is the source of this 7994-nucleotide messenger RNA. RefSeq names its product microfibril-associated glycoprotein 4-like. NCBI's taxonomy places the organism in Eukaryota, Metazoa, Echinodermata, Asteroidea, Valvatida, Acanthasteridae. The record is from RefSeq and is a predicted model, not a curated record.